This is a messenger RNA of Corticium candelabrum, 720 nucleotides long. RefSeq names its product muscle calcium channel subunit alpha-1-like. Lineage: Eukaryota; Metazoa; Porifera; Homoscleromorpha; Homosclerophorida; Plakinidae. The coding region runs from base 1 to 720 and encodes 239 amino acids. The record is from RefSeq and is a predicted model, not a curated record. Gene Ontology annotation, biological process: calcium ion import across plasma membrane. Gene Ontology annotation, molecular function: high voltage-gated calcium channel activity. Gene Ontology annotation, cellular component: membrane; voltage-gated calcium channel complex. The transcript has 6 exons.
AUGGAUGUUGUGAAAUUGGAAGUAGCAGAAUGGGUGUUCCUCGGAAUAUUCACGAUCGAAGCUCUCUUGAAAAUCGUAGCCGAGGGAUUCAUGUUCGUACGUCAUGCAUACCUCAGGAGCAUAUGGAACAUCCUGGAUUUUAUUGUCAUUGUACUUGGGUAUCUGGACUUGAUUGGCCAGCUUACUGAUUUCUCGUUGUUGGAUGUUAAAGCGUUGAGAGCUUUUCGAGUUGUUCGGCCUCUAAAGUUUCUUUCUGGUUUUCCCAGCUUGCAGGUUGUGCUGAAUUCUGUGAUUCGAGCCAUGUUUCCGUUGUUCAAUGUUUUCAUGCUCGUGCUGUUUGUUAUUAUUCUCUAUGCGGUUAUUGGGUUGGAGUUUUUAUCAGGGAAACUGCGUUAUGCGUGUUUCGACAACACGACAGGUGAACUAAUUGACUCGCAUUCUUGCUCACCAUCUGGAGACGGCUUCACUUGUAACAAAGAACAAAACCAAGUUUGUCUCCAGAAAUGGGGAGGACCCAAUCAUGGCAUCACUGGCUUUGACAACAUUGGAGUCUCAAUGCUCACCGUUUUUCAGUGCAUUACAAUGGAAGGAUGGACACAAGUGAUGUAUAUGGUUCAAGACUCAGCUGGAUCUAAAUGGCCGUGGGUUUACUUUACAACUCUCGUUGUUGUUGGAUCAUUUUUUGUGGUCAAUCUUGUGUUGGGAGUUCUUAGUGGGUAA